AUGUCUACUCGAACAAGUAGAAACGGGAAUAAUAAGAAUAAUAGUGGUACCAACAAAAAUUCUACAACAAAAUUUAAACUUGGAGAUAAUAUUCAUUUUGAAGUUUCAAAUGGUUCAACUUCAACCAAUACCAACAAUAAUCUGAAUAAUAGUAGUAAUAAACCAUCUACAACUAAUUCAAAUGUAUCAAAUCAAUUACAGAAUUCAUCUGUCAAUGACAAUGUUGAUUCAAAACAGAAGAAAAAGAAGAAAUCCAAAGGCAAGAAUCCUACUACAAAGAUUUCAACUUCACAAGCUCAUUUGAAUAAUCCAGAUGAUGAUUAUCCUACUUCAAGAGUUAUUAAACAAGCUUCAAAUGGGGAUGUAAUUGUUGAAAGAAUGGAUGAAGAGGGAGAAAAAGAAGAAGAAUUUGAAGAAGAUGGCGAUGAAUAUGAAGAAGAUGAAGAUCAGGAUGAAGAGGUUAACAAUCAUCAAAAAAACCCGUCAAAUCAUCACCACCAUCAUCAUCAUAAUCAUCCACAAAGUAAUAACAACACUAAAAAUCUGAAUAAAACUAGUAAUAGUCAUACAUCAAACAAUCAUAGUACUAGAAAAAAUAGUCAAGAUGCACAUAAUAGUUUAUGGGAUUCAGCUUCAAUUGAAGAACAAGAAAAACUAAAAGAAUUUUGGGAAUCUCUAGCGGAAUCUCAAAAAUUAGAACUUGUUAAAAUUGAUAAACAAUCAAUAAUGAAAAUGUUUAAAAAUGAAACAAGACAACAUUUACAACAAUUAUCUCAACAACUGAAUAGUAGUAUAUCAAGUAAUAAUUCAAAUAAUUGUGCAUGUAAAUAUUGUGGAAGACGAAAUAAUAUUAUUGAAGAAGAAUUAGAAAGUAUUUAUGAUAAUCAUUUUGAUGAUAUAAUUGAUUUUAUUCAUGAAGUUCGAGAUAUAAAUGAUUUAAAUGCAUUACCAGGUCUUUUAUUUGGAGGAUUUCAUAUGUUAGAAGAAGAAAGAAGAUUACAAAAACGAAAAAAUACUCAUAUUGAAAAUUUAGAAAUGGCUAAAAAUUCAAAUCAACGUAAUCAAUCUCAAAUUGAAGAAAUUAGAUCUCAAAUGGAUAAAUUAAAAAUGGGACCUAAAACUGUUCAACAGAGUAAUGUAACAAAUGAUUCAAAACCUGUGAGUAAUUCAAAUCAACAACAACAACAACAAACCAAGAGUCAAGUUACAAUGAAACCUCACGCGAAUGUUCAAAUUAGUGCUACAUUUCAAAGUUCAAAUCCAGCUGAAACUCAAUUAUUUAAUAAAUUACUUGAUCCUAAAUUAUUUGAAGCUCUAGAAAGUCUAGAUUUACAAAAAAUGAAAGAAGUUUCUCAUUUUGAUCCAAAAAAUGCUGCACAUAUUAAUAUGUUAGAAAAAGCUGGAUCAUUAAGAGAAAUUGUUCGUGAUUUACAUAGUGUAGAUCGAAAUCAUUUGGAAAAGGGAAUGUCAUAUGUUCAAAAUAUGGGGAAAUUUUUUUCAAAUAUUGCUAAUUUAAAUCCUAAUAAUCCUGAAGAUGCAGAAAAAAUUAUGGCUGGUCAAAUGAAUGAACAAUUUAAUCAAGGUUUAUCAUCUUUUGCUGAAGAUUUAUUAAAAAAUGAUGGUGAUUCAUUUAUUAGUAUGAUGGAAGCACUUUCUGAAUCAAGAUCUGCUCGUGAAGAAUUAUUAAAAGAAAAACCAACUGUUUUGAAUCAAUUACAACAACAACAGCAACAAUUACAGCAACAACAGUUACAAUUACAACAACAAAAGCAACAGCUUCAACAACAACAUCAACAACAACAAGGACAGAACAAAGAUGUUUCAACUUGGAUUGAAGAAGAUGAUGACCACACUCAUUAUCACUGCACUCACCAUCAUCAUCACCAUCACGAUGAUGAUGACGACUAUGAUGAAGACGAUGAAGAUGACUAUGAUUAUGACGAUGAAGAAGAUGAAGACGACGAUGAUGAUGAUUUAGAUGAUGAUGAUUUAGAUGACGAUGAUAUGGAUGAUAAAGAUGCAAGUGAUACAGAAUCUGAAAUUUCAGAAGAAGAAAAAAUGCAAGAAAUUCGUCGUUUAUUUUUAAUUCAAGUUAUUAAAUUGUUUCAAGAAAGAUUAAAAAGUGCUUAUAAAGAAAAAGUAUCUAAAGAUAAUACUCAAAAAUUAAUUCAAGAAUUGGAAGAAGAAGAAAAAGCUAAAAAAGAACGUGAAGCUAAGAAAUUGAAACAAAAGGAAAAAGCAAAGGAGAAGAAAAGAUUACAGCAAUUGGCCAAAGAAGAAGAAAAGAGGAAAAAAGAAGAGGAAGCCAAAAAAGUUGAAGAACAAUUAAAAGCACAACAAGAAAAGCUUAAAUUGGAACAAAAGAGGAAAAAAGAAGAAGCCAAAUUGAAACGUGAAGAAGAAAAGAAGAGGAAACUAGAAGAAACAAAGAGAAAAGAAGAAGAGCAUAGAAAAAAAGUUGAAGCUCAAAGAAAACGUGAAGAAGAAGCUAAGAAAUUAAAAGAGGAACGUCGUAAGAAAGCAGAUGAAGAAAGAAGAGCUAAAGAAGAAGAAAGGAAACAAAAGGAAUUAUUGAAAAAGCAAAAAGAAGAAGAAAGAGAACGUUUAAGAAUUGCUAGAGAAAAACAAUUAGCUCAAGAAGAAGAAGCAAAAUUAGCAUCUGCUUCUGCUUCUUCUACUAUUUUUGCAGAAAAUUCAAUUAGUCAAAAAAAUUCAAAUCCUUCUUCAAUAGUGAAUGAUUUAGAUGACGAUCAGGAUUUGGUUAGACAAAUUGAAGAAGAAAAAGCCAAAUUAUUAAAUGGAACAGCUAUUCCUUCAGUUAUUCCUCAACAGCAACAACCAUUACCUCAUUCUAUUUAUCAAACGAGACCAGGUUCACUUUCAAGUACUUCAUCUUCGAUAGCUUUAGGUCAACUUCCAACUAGUGCUCCUAAUAAUUCUUUGUCACAUCAAUCUCAACCAUUAACCAAUGAUAUUUCAUCAAACUUUUUGAAUCAAUCAAAUAUCCUUUCACCUCAAACAGCACCAAUUAAUUUGUUCAAUGGAAUUUCAAAUGCUAAUCCUAUAUCAAAUGUUUUACCUUUAAAUAAUAGUAAUUCAUUAUCACCUUGGUCUGCAAAAUCAAGAUUGAAUUCCAUGUCAAAUAAUUCAGCACCACCUCCAUUUUUAUCUCAAGCAAGUUCAAGUGAAUUGUCUAAUGGACAACAUCUUCAACAACAACAACCAUUGCAAAUACCACAACAACUUCAACAACAGCAACAACCACAGCAACCUCAACAAUCACACGUUCAACCACAAUCACAAACAAAAUUUGCACCAUUCAAUUCAUUUGAAGAUCCAACAGUUAAUGAUCCUUUCAUGCCAACUCCGUUAGCGGGAAACAAUAAUAUUUGGAAUUCGAAUGCUGCACCAGCACCUUCAAAUGGCGGUCCCAGAAGUUCAUCAAUUUGGGGUAGUACUUCAACUGCUGCAUCCACUGAAACUCCAUUUUUAAGUUCAAAUAUGAGAUCAAAUUCACUUUGGGGUAAAACCAAUAAUACAACUUCAGAUAAUAAUAAUAAUGGUUUACUUUCUAAUUUGAAUACAAACAAUAACAAUAAACCAAUUGGUAAUAAUAUUGGAAAUUCAAAUGAGAUUGAAUUAAUUCAAUCAACAAUCUAUAAUUGUUAUCAAUUAUUAUCAAAUUCAAAUCAAUUAGAAUUUGGUAUAGUUUCAUUAUUAUCUAUAUAUCAAAAUGUUAAAACUAUUUUAAAUAAACCUCAAUUAUCAAUAAAUCAAUUAUUAAAUUAUUGUCAAUCAAAUUCUUUAUAUCAAUUUGAUUUUAUUUAUGAUGAAUUUGGUAAUGUUACUCAUUUAAAAAUUGGUUUAAAUAAUAAUGGAGGAGGUUUUAAAAAUUCAUCUCCUCCAAUUUUGUCAACGACUGAUCAAAAACAGCAAUCACAACCACCACAAGGUCAACAACAAAAUCAACCUCAAAGUCAACAACAACAAUUUGGUUCUCAAGCUGGUUUUGGAAUUGGUCAAAAUUCAACAACAACUGGUCCUCCACCUGGAUUUAGAAUUCCAUCAGGUCAAAAUGGUAUUUGGAAUUAA
Molecule: messenger RNA, 4092 nt
Organism: Lodderomyces pseudojiufengensis
Lineage: Eukaryota; Fungi; Ascomycota; Pichiomycetes; Serinales; Debaryomycetaceae
Exons: 1
Coding region: 1-4092 (1363 amino acids)
Source: RefSeq, a predicted model, not a curated record